This is a messenger RNA of Rhopilema esculentum, 912 nucleotides long. Its product is annotated as 3-hydroxyacyl-CoA dehydrogenase type-2. Gene Ontology annotation, biological process: fatty acid metabolic process; androgen metabolic process; estrogen metabolic process. The record is from RefSeq and is a predicted model, not a curated record. Gene Ontology annotation, molecular function: estradiol 17-beta-dehydrogenase [NAD(P)+] activity. NCBI's taxonomy places the organism in Eukaryota, Metazoa, Cnidaria, Scyphozoa, Rhizostomeae, Rhizostomatidae. Gene Ontology annotation, cellular component: mitochondrion.
AGGAGCCAGUUUGCCCAGUCUGAUCUGGACGAACAAGAUGGCUUCACGUCUCGUGUGUAUCGUCACUGGGGGUGCCUCAGGUUUAGGCAGAGCCACUGCUGAACUACUUGCUCGUCGAGGUGGUAAGGUCCUCAUUGCAGACUUGCCAAAGAGCGAUGGGGAUAACGUUGCCAAAGAAAUUGGAGAAAAUUGCCAGUUUCAGGCUACUGAUGUGACUUCAUCCGAUGAUAUAAGAGUUGCUAUUCAGUUGGCUAAGGAAAGAUUUGGUCCAAUUACAGCUGCAGUAAAUUGUGCUGGUAUUGGCAUUGCUGUCAAGACACUCAAUAAGAAAGGACAGGCCCAUUCUGUUGAAGAGUUCAAUAGAGUUCUUCAGAUUAAUGCCGUUGGAUCAUUCAACAUGAUACGACUGGCAGCUGAAGAAAUGGCUAACAACAAACCAAACGAAGAAGGAGAAAGAGGAGUGAUAAUCAACACGGCAAGUGUAGCUGCAUUUGAAGGUCAAAUGGGACAGGCGGCCUACUCAGCAUCAAAGGGUGCAAUUGUUGGCAUGACACUCCCAAUUGCACGUGACCUUGCAAGAUAUGGCAUCCGAGUUAACACCAUUGCACCAGGCCUGUUUAGAACCCCAUUGCUCGCUGGCCUGCCUGAAAAAGUGCAAAACGAACUUGCCAAAGCAGUUCCGUUUCCAAAAAGACUCGGCUCGCCUGAUGAAUACGCCCAUCUUGUUCAGUCGAUUAUCGACAACGUUAUGAUAAACGGGACAGUGAUCAGAAUCGACGGGGCACUGCGUAUGCAGCCUUGAACGUGUAAGAAGAAAUUUAUCAAUCCUUGACAGAAUUUGAUAAUUUUACACUUAGAAGAAUGCAUAACAAAUGAUAAACGUGUUUCAGAUAUACAGUUAUUUUAUAUAGA